Bactrocera neohumeralis is the source of this 5319-nucleotide messenger RNA. RefSeq lists its product as uncharacterized. The record is from RefSeq and is a predicted model, not a curated record. NCBI's taxonomy places the organism in Eukaryota, Metazoa, Arthropoda, Insecta, Diptera, Tephritidae. The coding region runs from base 4553 to 5239 and encodes 228 amino acids. The transcript has 4 exons.
UAAUCAAUUGCCGUUUUUAAUAUUUUGUAAGCAACUCAAACACGAAAAAAGUAAAGAUUAAAUCAAUUUCACAUAAAUUUCAUAAAUAUUGUGAAACAAAGGGUCUCCGACGCUUCCUUCUGGGUGUUACAAACUUCGUGACAAACUUAAUAUACCCUGUUCAGGGUAUAAAAAUGGUCCAUGGCUGCUGGACCAACAAAAAAUUGAGAGAAUGCCGACUGAUCUAACGAAGGCGCAUACUUACCAUCAACAAAAAAUCUAAAAAUGGGAACGUUAAAGCGCAAGCGUUAUAUAGUGAGGUCACUAAGAUUGUUCAGAAAGACAGUUCUGGAGUUAAGCCAGCAGGCGAGCAGCCGGAUGAAAGUUCAGAGCGUCGUAUGUGGGCAUCCCUAAUUGGACACAAACGAAAGGUACAUAAGGAAAAUCGUCAAAGGAGAAUAACUAAUAGAAUUAAAAAAGUAAGCAGAAAAGAGUGCCUAAACGUUCGGGAGCGUUCUAGAGGGGAUGAUUCGAGAGAUGGCUGUAAUAAUGCCAAAAACACAACAACGUCACUAUAAUGUGCAAUUUGUGGCGCAUUAAAACAAUGCGGGAUUCAAAACAUAGGCCUAACAAAUGUUAAAAAUAUGCAGAAAACAAAAAGCAGCACUUAAAUAGCCCUUAUAUGCUUGCGUUCUCAAGACGCUAUGGCUUCCUUUAAAUUUGAGCGAACUAAACAUCGGGUGUGUAAACUGACGUUGCGCAACACGAAAAGCUCCGUCGGUAUCGGGAAGGAUCUCUCCGAGCCGUUCGAUACCAAACGAGGUUGAGGACAAGGCGACUCCCUAUCGUGCGAUUUCUUCAACCUGCUUCUGGAGAAAAUAGUUCGAGCUGCAGAACUAAAUAGAGAAGGUACCAUCUUCAAUAAGAGUGUACAGCUGUUGGCGUAUGCCGAUGAUAUUGAUAUCAUCGGCCUCAACACCCGCGCGGUUAGUUCUGCUUUCUCAAGGCUGGACAAGGAAGCACAGAAAAUGGGUCUGGCAGUGAACAAGGGCAAGACGAAAUAUCUCCUGUCAUCAAACAAACAGUCGUCGCACUCGCGAAUUGGCUCUCACGUCACUGUUGACCGUCACAACUUUGAAGUUGUAGAUAAUUUCGUCUAUUUAGGAACCAGUAUUAACACUACGAACAAUGUCAGCCUGGAAAUCCAACGCAGGAUUGCUCUUGCCAACAGGUGCUACUUCGGACUGAGUAGGCAAUUGAAAAGUAAAGUCCUCUCUCGACGAACAAAAGGCAAACUCUAUAAGUCGCUCAUAAUUCCCGUCCUGCUAUAUGGUGCAGAGGCUUGGACGAUGACAGCAACCGAUGAGUCGACGUUACGAGUUUUCGAGAGAAAAGUUCUGCGAAAGAUUUAUGGUCCUUUGCGCAUUGGCCACGGCGAAUAUCGCAUUCGAUGGAACAAUGAGCUGUACGAGAUAUACGACGACAUUAAAAUAGUUCAGCGAAUUAGAAGACAGCGGUUAUACUGGCUAGGUCAUGUUGUCCGGAUGGAUGAAAACACUCCAGCUCUGAAAGUAUUCGACGCAGUACUCGCCGGGGGAAGCAGAGGAAGAGGAAGACCUCCACUCCGUUGGAAGGACCAAGUGGAUAAGGACCUAGCUUCGCUUGGAGUAUCCAAUUGGCGCCACGUAGAGAAAAGAAGAAACGACUGGCGCGCUGUUGUUAACUCGGCUGUAAUCGCGUAAGCGGUGUCUACGCCAAUUAAGAAGAACAAGAAGAAACACCGGGUGCUCGAUCUGUCGCCUCCGGGAGUACUUUCCUGUUCCCCGCUGUUAUAGAUGUUUCCAUCUAGGCCACAUGUUGCAGUCCGAUCUGCAGGUCUUCUCUUUGCACACAUUGUGGAAGCGCGGGACAUGUAUCAAAAGUAUGGAUUAAUACACCGAGUUGCAUGCUCUGAAAAGGCGAACACUCAGUUCUGAGCUCGACUUACCCUAAAUACAUGGAAUUGAAAAAUGGGAAUAAUGAAUAUUCCCAACGUUCGGAAAGUAUUUGGAUUACAGAUAAAAGUGGCAAAGCAGCAAUAUGGUCCAGCAACGGAGAAACAUUCAUAUCUUGCUGCAGAGAAGCAAAAAUAUAAAAGUUUUACAUGAACGCAAAUAGAAUUAUUUUUGGAAAACAGAUGCAAAUCGCCGGUAAUAAUAGCAGGUACCUUUAACGAAUGGUCGACUGCCUGGGGUAAUAGAAGUUCAAACCAUCGUGGGCACCUAGUUCUGGAAUUCCUGAGCCAAAUCAACCUCACAGUAAUUAAUGGUGGCACGGAAAAUACUUAUUAAAAAGGAAAUAAAAUAGAUCUUAGCAGACAGAUUAAGCGGGAGGUGUCAGAAAUGUUUACAAAUAGUGACCAUAUGGCUAUCAUUGCAAAAGUUUUGUUCUCCCGAGAACAGAAACCAGUAUGGAGUGCAGCAAAAGCACCAGGCAAAGGCAGCGUCCACUUAAUAUCCGCAUUGUGAAAAAAACUGGUGGCAGCAUGCGACGCUACAAUGUGAAGGACGUAAUAUCACAAUAAGCGAAGGUCUAUAUACUGGUGGAAUGAAGAAAUUGUCCCGCUAAGAAAACUCUGUCACUCAGCCCGACGUCGCCUUCAACCCAAUCGCAGUGGCAAAAAUGAAAACCGUGUCAAAGAAGCCUGUAAAAGUCAUAAGCAGCUUCUAAAGUCAGCUAUCACUAACAGAAAAAGAAGCUGUUCUGAAAAGAUCUGUGAAGAAGCGAAUUUCUAGCGCUGAACGAUGAAUCACCCCCGCUGUUUACAGUAGAAGAACAAUUGGCCAUAGCUCAAAAAGCGCCAGGAAUCGAUGGCAUAUCAAACAGAGCUCUACAGGUAGCCAUAAUUUCACAGCCCACUCUUUUCGCUUUUCUUUAACGCAUGGUUAAAAGAAGGGUGUCCCCUGAUCCCAGGAAAGUCUCGCCCCUUAUUUUAAUCCCAAAACUGGAAAAACCAGCAGAUGAACCUUCAUCGUAUCGACCUCUGUGCAUGUUCGACACAAUGGGCAAAGUGUACGAAAGCAUAAUAAGAAACUGCUUGGAGUUUGCAACUCAGAAAGCCGGCGGAUUAUCAAAAAGACAAUACGGCUUCAGAAAACAGAGUUUCACUAUCGAUGCGCUGAAAGAAGUUGUCGACACUGCAAAAUGUGCAGAAAGUGGCAAAAGACGGAAAGGUGGUACAAAAAAAUAUUGUGUUCUGAUUACCUUGUAAAGAAUACAAUAAACUCUGCAAAAUUGACAAACAUAUUUGAAGCUCUAUAUAAAAUACUCCUCCUUGGCACCUCAUAAAUAUCGUUAUGAGUUAUUUUGAGAAUAAAGGUUGAUCUACAACAACAACGAAGGCACCAAGAGCUUCCCUAUUUCAAGUGGAGUACCACAAAGUUCAGUAUUAGGCCCUCUCGUGAAUGAUGGGGUGCUAGAAUUCAACAACCAAAAAAACGUUAAGCUAAUUGCAUACGCGGGCGACCUUGAAUUUGGCAUUCACUUCAAACAAAGCAAAUAAUAUUUAUAUUGCCUUAUUAAGAAUGAUGGCAAAUAGAGUGUGUGGUCUCCAGCCGUCGACUUCGUCGUCGCGUCAGUCCUUCCACACAUUGACUCAGGAAUAUGCAUCUCUACUCAGGAAUAUGCAUCUCUAUCUCAGGAAUAUGCAAUCUCUGCAUUGACUCUUUGAUAAAACGUGAACAAUAAGUGGCCAUAUUUACAUACAAAGUUGUGUGUAGACAAAUUUACGAACAUUAUGCGUAUGGUUCUUUCAAAUUUGUUUAUAUGUACACAUAACUACAUACUUGAAUAUGAGCGAUGGCUUGGUCUUUCUACAUAAUAUCAAAACUUUUAAUGCCCAGCAAAUAAAUAUAUAAUUUAUAAUAAUUAAAUAUUUAGGUAAUAAUACAAACAUGAUUUUAUUGCAUAUGUCAAAAGAUUUUACAUGUAUAUGCCAGGGAUAAAGGGAUGUUCAAUUUAUUCCAGUUUGAGAGCGCCUAAAAAUAGGCGUUUUUUAUAACAUUUUCCAUUGUGGCUAGAUCGAACAAAAUAACAAUAUACAUAUAUAGUGCUAUAUCACCAUUAAAAGAUUUAUUUACAUACAAAAUUUAAAACAACGAAACGAUAAUAACUCAUUAAUAUAUGCAUACAUACGAAAAAACAAAAGGAUAAUAAUUCAUGUAACAAAAUAAAUAAAAAUAUCACAGAUAAAAUAUUUACAUAUGUACAAAUGCCUACAUUGAAGUCACAAAUUCAAAUUUUACUUAAAAGAAGUACUCUCUAAUUUUAGUGCUUCUUUUUUCUUAAAAAGUAGUUAACUACCCACUUUCGAUUGUAAGUUUAAGUUCGCUUAUUGUAACCAUUAAAAAAUGAAAGCUUAAAACCUAUAGGUGUGAAAUAGGGGAUGUUCGAGUCUCAAUCACUGCGGCAAUAUUGCAAAGCAUCACGUUCGAUGCAAAAAUGUGGCAACUUUUGCAAAUGUCAAGCGUUCGAGCAACUCAAAUUUUGACAUUUCUUGCGCGCAAAAGUGACAAAAUCGGCAUCAGCGAAAUUCAUGAUGAAAAAUAUGAGCCCGGAGCUAAGUCGCAAUUUCACCAAGCAACAACUCGACAAAUCGACAUCAGCGAAAUUCAUCAUGGAAGAUAUGAGCCCGAAGCUAAGCCACAAUUUCACCAAGCUCCUAGUGAGAAGCCGGCUCGAAAUGGAGCACGAAUUUUCUGCGGGGAAACGUAAAAAGUCAGUUUUAUGGGCAAAAGUGGUCAACAAAAUGAGUAUGGUUAAUGCGGAUGUUCCAAAAUCGAAGGACCUAAUGCAAAGAAAGUUUUUGAAUUUAUUUGCGACAUACAAACGUAUAAAGAGGCGAAAUGAGCAGACUGGGAGAGAGGCAACAAGCUGGGAGUUUUUUGAAGAGUUCGACGAUGUGUACGGUAGGCGGCAUUCCAUUCAACCGCCAGCCAAAAACCUUCAAGGCUCCUUAAUGGAUAGCGCUGAAGUGUGUGAAGGGAGUGGAGACGAUAAUACUGACUACUCUUCCGAAAGUCAACUCGUAAACGAACGACGAAAGCGUCCAAAGACUGCCGCCAACGAAGCAUUGGAAUUUUUAAAGAAUGAGGCUCUAAAAGAACAAACACGUCAUGAAGAAGUGCUACAAUUCGAAAAAGAAAAAUUGAAUUUUGAAAAAGAAAAAAUAAACGUAAUGAUGAAGUUGCGGGAAACUUUAGAAAAGUUAACCGAAAAGUAAAAAAAAAAAAAAUUUGAAAAAUGUAAACUUGAUCUCUUUUUAUAAUUUUUUAUUACUGUUGUGACCUGAAUGAAAUAAAA